CAUCCGCCCCGCGCCAAGAUGGCGGCGCCCAGGCCGUGCCACGCAGACUUCCGCCCGGCGCGGAGACCUAAGGCUGGCAGCGGAUCGCGUCGCAGGUGAAGUGGUGACGCGCGGUGUGGAGCCGCGGCCCGGGCAACAUGUCGGAAGGAAACGCCGCCGGCGAGCCAAGCACUCCGGGAGGGCCCCGACCCCUCCUGACUGGGGCCCGGGGGCUCAUCGGGCGGCGGCCGGCGCCCCCCCUCACCCCCGGCCGCCUUCCCUCCAUCCGUUCCAGGGACCUAACCCUCGGGGGAGUCAAGAAGAAAACCUUCACCCCAAAUAUCAUCAGUCGGAAGAUCAAGGAAGAGCCCAAGGAAGAAGUAACUGUCAAGAAGGAGAAGCGUGAAAGGGACAGAGACCGACAGCGAGAGGGGCAUGGACGAGGACGAGGCCGCCCAGAAGUGAUCCAGUCUCACUCCAUCUUUGAGCAGGGCCCAGCCGAAAUGAUGAAGAAAAAAGGGAACUGGGAUAAGACAGUGGAUGUAUCAGACAUGGGACCUUCUCAUAUCAUCAACAUCAAAAAAGAGAAGAGAGAGACAGACGAAGAAACUAAACAGAUCUUGCGCAUGCUGGAGAAGGACGAUUUCCUCGAUGACCCCGGGCUGAGGAACGACACUCGAAAUAUGCCUGUGCAGCUGCCGCUGGCUCACUCGGGGUGGCUUUUUAAGGAAGAAAAUGACGAACCAGAUGUUAAACCUUGGCUGACUGGCCCCAAGGAAGAGGACAUGGAGGUGGACGUAGCUGCUGUGAAAGUGAAAGAGGAGCCACGAGAUGAGGAAGAGGCCAAGGUGAAGGCUCCUCCCAAAGCAGCCAGGAAGACCCCAGGCCUCCCAAAGGACGUAUCCGUGGCAGAGCUGCUCAGGGAGCUGAGCCUCACCAAGGAGGAGGAACUGCUGUUUCUGCAACUGCCGGACACCCUCCCUGGCCAGCCGCCCACCCAGGACAUCAAGCCCAUCAAGACAGAGGUGCAGGGUGAGGAUGGACAGAUGGUGCUCAUCAAGCAGGAGAAAGACCGGGAAGCCAAGCUGGCAGAGAAUGCUUGUACCUUGGCUGACCUGACAGAGGGUCAGGUUGGCAAGCUACUCAUCCGCAAGUCUGGAAGGGUGCAACUCCUCCUGGGCAAGGUGACUCUGGACGUGACCAUGGGAACAGCCUGCUCCUUCUUGCAGGAGCUGGUGUCCGUGGGCCUUGGAGACAGUAGGACAGGGGAGAUGACAGUCCUGGGACACGUGAAGCACAAACUUGUAUGUUCCCCCGAUUUUGAAUCCCUCUUGGAUCACAAACACCGGUAAAAUGAGCAGAUGGAGGAGGACGGUGCCUGUGCCCAUGGCUGCUGCCUGCUCCAGACAUUUUAUUCUUGAAUCUGUGAGACCCAGAAGGGGCCCACUGAGCCCACCCACUCCAGCCUUUGGCAGCCAUUGUCCCAGGUCCCCCAGGGCUUCCUCUCAUAGCAGCUGUGAAUGGCACAGUGAACCUUCCUGCAGCAUGGAGAUGGCACAUCCUUGCUGCUGGGGACUUGGCCCUAUUUAUUUUUGUAUUUAUGUCUUAAUCUCAUCCAUUGAUGCAUCCUCCCAAGGUAGGUGGGGAGGGUCUGUGGGUAGGGGCUGGCUUCUCUUGGUGCCUGCUGGGCCGCCGGGGCAGGAAGCGUGAGGACUGCAGCUUCUAUUGGUGCUCCCUCCUUCCUCCUGGAGGCAGCAUAGGAGAGAGAGCAAGGAUUGAGUCUGAGACUUAAGCUCUCGGUCCAAGCUGGCCAGUUCCUGGUUCUGUGUCCUUGGACAAACUACCUAACCUUUCUGAGCCUCCUAUUCCUCAUCCGACACAAAUGGGGAUGAUACCUACCUCCCAGGCGUGAGGAUUCAUGGGCUGUUGUAGAUGAAAACUGCACAAGGCCACAACCAGCAGGCACUCAAUAAAUACUCAUGUCCUUUUUCUCUACCUGAGUCUAUUUUCAAACAAAAUAGAGAUUUCAAGUCUCCCAGAAGCAGUGACUAGAGCUCUCCGGUCCCCACUCUUGCCCCUUCCUGUUUUAUAUCCUGUCCUCACCCUGGGCCUGAUGCCCUAAAUUUAUGGUGUCAGGCUGUUCUAUGACUUUUUCUCCUGGCUCGUCUUAGCCAGGUGCCUCCUAUGUGAGUUACUGUAAUCGCUGCAGGUAAUAGAAGGGAAGAAGUCAGAGACUCCUCCCAGCACCAUGCAAAAGCCUUUGGGGGACAUGUUGGGCCCAGGACAUGUUCCCUGUACUCUUUCCUUUGCAGUUAUUACUCAUGUAUGAGCUGGAGUCAUAUAUUGCUAACAACAAAACUAAACCCUUGGUAAGAGAAGUUAGGGAGGUAUUGAAUAAUGGCCUCUUUGACACUUGGCUGACGAUGCCCACUUCAAAAACUUUGGGUUUCAGAGGCCGGCCUCUGUCUCCUGUCCUAGCACUGCCAGAGCCACCUACUCAGUGUUACUUUUUUGGGUCUGUGAUCCUGUUCCCUUUACCAGGUCAUCGUACUGUGUUGUCCCUGGAGGAAUAGCUUCUCCUCUUGUCUUGACAGUAGGGCUGGUAUUUUCCCUGGUUCAGCUGGGGAGACAUUUGCAGGUUAGAAAAAGGUCUCAUGUGGCAGCGUGUGUGGCUGUUAGACACUGAUGGCACAGCUUCCCUUUGCUGGUGUCGUGGCACAUGGCCUCUGGGACAGUAUGAACCACAGGGGCCCAGGAAGAACCAUUUCCCCUCCACCCCCAUCCCUGAUUCCUAGUGGCCCCUUAGAUUUUGGGUACAUCUUCUUUCAGGCUCACCUUCCUUUUCAAAGUUCCUCAAGCCUGUAACUCAUUUGUCAAGGCUGGGCUUUUCCUACAAAGCCCUCAACCUGCCCAGCCAGCAGCUGUGAGGCUGACUGACUAUUUGGUGACCACAUCGCCUUUUCCGGUGCUGAAGCUCAUGUCAGCUCCGUUGGAUAGUGUUGUUCUGGGCUCUUCACAUUGUAGAGGACUGGAGCAGAAAGGGUUCCUUGGAAACCUGUGCUGGGAAGCCCUGUUUGGUCGAAGGCUAAGCUUUGGUUAGUUCUGGCUCCAGCCCUUUCUUCCUUUAAAUAGCUGAUGCACAGCCAGCAGGUCUCCAUUCUCAUCCUCUCUGUUCUGUUUUUUUGGUUCAGAAAUACUCUUCUGCUUUUUUUGGAUGAACUCAAUGGCCCGAUGUUAGGUAUUGGGUAUUUUUCAAUCUUCAGAUUUCUGACUCUUCCAGGAAAGUGUGAGGAAGAACAUGUACUGCUUUCACAUUCAUUUUGCCCCGUUCAGAUGUCUUGGCUUGAACCUUAUGACUCUGUAUCAAAGUCCGCACAACCUGUCUCUAGAUCCCUGAUGCACCAGUUAGGUCUCAUCAAUAAGUGUGGGAAAAGAGAGGAGAGUCCGCCUUCUUGGUCGGGCCUGUGAGGCAUGCAUUUCUACCAAGGAAUACAGACAAAUGACAGAGGAGAAGAGCCCAAAGCCAAAUUCAUACAUGAGUGCAAGUGGAUGCAAAUUUGCUGCUACCUGCAUCUGUGUAUACGCUUUCUGUGAAAUACAGAAAGAAGGAACAAUAGGCUUGCACACUUUUCUAACUACAUGAUUAAGUGGCAGAGUCCGGGCUAUCAAGUCACGGUUGGGUUUGAAUCUGACUCCACCAGUAACUUGGGUUGGAAAAAAAUCACUUAUCCUCUUUAAGCUUGAUUUAAUUUAUUUUAUUUUAUGUAAGAGUGAGACAGUAGUAGCUUAAUAAGGUUGCUUUUAAGUUAGAGUGAACAUGAGGCAUUUAUUCGGUGCCAGGCAGAUAAUUGCCUGUAAUGGGAUGUGAUCAGCACAAGUAACAGAAAAUUAGCCUGACGGUGGCCUAAGCAAUGGGAAUGUUUAUCUCAUGUAGCAAGAAGUCUGUAAAUAGAUAGUUCUAGAGUUGGGUGGAAGCCAAAACGUCAUCACAAUUUCCUCGGAACUGUUUGCUCUGCCAUCCUCACAGAAUGGCGGCUCCUGUGCCAAGCAUCAUUCUCCAAAUGACGUUGUCCACAGCCAGAGUGGACAGUAGUAAAGGAGCGUUCUUAUUCUGUCCUUAUCCGGGAAGAACCGUCAGCAGCUCCAGCAGCCUCACCCCUGUCUCUUUAUAGAGUGGGGCUGCGUGCCCACUCUUGGACCGGGCCCUGGCAAAGGGGGGGGAUGGAUCGACUAGUACAUCCCGUGUGCGUCCCCUGGCACUGAGCACACUUGCCCUUGAGCUGGGGUUUUGUUAGUAGGGAGGAAGCUGAAGUGGCAGUUGGAUAGACAAUUCAUAGUAGCUGCUGCCAUGUUCAAAAAAUACCACAAUGUAAAAUCAUUAAGUAUUCAUCUAGGCAUAGCUUUUUAAAAUGUUUAGUCACCUUUUAUUCUACUAAAAUCAAUUUUAACAUUUUAGUGUAUAUUACUUUAUUUUAGAUUUAGCAGGUACAUGUGCAUGUUAGUUUUGUUUUGUUUUGUUUUUUGAGAUGGAGUCUCACUCUGUCACCCAGUGGUGUGAUCUUGGCUCACUGCACCUCUGCCUCGCAGGUUCAAGUGAUCUUCCCGCCUCAGCCUCCCAAAUAGCCGGGAUUACAGGCGCGUGCUACCACACCCAGCUAAUUUUUGUAUUUUUAGUAGAGAUGGGGGUUUCAUCAUGUUGGCCAGGCUGAUCUCGAACUCCUCACCUCAAGUGAUCUACCUGCCUCAGCCUCCCAAGUGCUGGGAUUACAGGCAUGAGCCACCACGCCCAGCCACGUGUGCAUGUUUGUGUAUAUUGUGUACUGGUGGGGGUUGGGCUUCUGUCAUACCUAUCACCUAGAUAGUGAACAUUGUACUCAGGUAACUUUUCAACCCUUGCCCCCCUUCUACUCACCCCCUUUUGGAGUGCCCAGUGUUUGCUAUUUCCAUCUUUAUGUCCAUAGGUACCCAUUAUUUAGCUCCCACUUAUAAGUGAGAACAUGUGCUGUUUGAUUUUCUCUUUCUGAGUACACUUAGGAUAAUAACCUCAAGCUCCAUCCAUGUUGCUGCAAAGGACAUGAUUUCAUUAUAUUUUAUGACUGCUCAUGUAUAUUAUUUCAGCCUUCAAAUUUUUGUAUGUUAUUUAUAAUGAUAUAAAUUAUGUGGUUUUAUCAUGUA
Messenger RNA from Rhinopithecus roxellana (golden snub-nosed monkey), 5154 nucleotides. RefSeq names its product RNA polymerase III subunit D (gene POLR3D). The record is from RefSeq and is a predicted model, not a curated record. The transcript has 9 exons. Lineage: Eukaryota; Metazoa; Chordata; Mammalia; Primates; Cercopithecidae. Bases 138 to 1331 code for a protein of 397 amino acids. Gene Ontology annotation, biological process: transcription by RNA polymerase III. Gene Ontology annotation, cellular component: RNA polymerase III complex. Gene Ontology annotation, molecular function: DNA binding.